AUGAUCUAUGCAAUACCUCCACCCAAGGCGACCUCCAUGACUCCAACCAUGAAAGACAAACCACACUGCUUCGCAUCUGCAUGUGCCUUUUCGCCAUCGUCUUUAACGUUUCUAAUUCUUGCUCUCUCAUGUCCUCUGGCCUCAUCGGCUUCCAUAUCCACCUUGAAUUCAAGCAACGAAAACAUCGAUCGCCUCGCGCUCCUGUCCUUCAAGUCCCUCGUGUCCGAUCCAUUCCGAGCAUUGGCCUCCUGGAACGAUGAAUCCCUCCAUUUCUGCCGGUGGCGAGGUGUGACAUGCCGCAACCAGAGUCAUCUGCCGAGGGUCACAGCUUUGGAACUGGAGUCUCUCGAUUUGGCCGGUAAGAUCUCUCCAUCUCUAGCCAACCUCACCUUCCUCCGGAGGCUCCACCUCGCCGACAACCGACUUCACGGUCCCAUCCCCCAGGAGAUCGGCCUGCUUUCCCAUCUUCAACGUCUAAACCUGAGCUCCAACGCUCUAAGAGGAGCCAUCCCACACAACCUUGGCCGCUGCUCAGAACUACAAUAUAUGGAUUUGUCAAACAAUCUCCUUGAAGGAGAGAUUCCCAAUGAUCUCGGUGCCUUGUCAAAGCUGAAAAUUCUCUACCUCGGGGGCAACAAUCUCACAGGAAGCAUUCCUCCAGAUAUAGGGAAUCUCGUCAGUCUAAGACAACUUUAUUUGUAUGAAAACCAACUCAUCGGUUCUAUCCCACCUGAGAUCGGAAACAUGACAAGUUUGACGACUCUUUCUUUGGCUGUCAACCAG
Molecule: messenger RNA, 783 nt
Organism: Musa acuminata subsp. malaccensis (wild Malaysian banana)
Lineage: Eukaryota; Viridiplantae; Streptophyta; Magnoliopsida; Zingiberales; Musaceae
Product: receptor kinase-like protein Xa21
Biological process (GO): protein phosphorylation
Molecular function (GO): ATP binding; protein binding; protein kinase activity
Source: RefSeq, a predicted model, not a curated record